Molecule: messenger RNA, 10574 nt
Organism: Drosophila gunungcola (fruit fly)
Lineage: Eukaryota; Metazoa; Arthropoda; Insecta; Diptera; Drosophilidae
Gene: Nf1
Product: neurofibromin
Exons: 18
Coding region: 266-8683 (2805 amino acids)
Biological process (GO): regulation of GTPase activity
Source: RefSeq, a predicted model, not a curated record
CUACUUAGUACGCGACUGGAAGGAAAAAAAUAAUAUAAGUUUGGGAGGAUAGAAAAUUGUGAAAAUAAAAGCAGGAAGUGGAUUUCUAAGCCAAAAAAGGGCGACCUGCGACUACCAACCAAAAUGGGACUCACCCCAUUGCUUUUCCUUUUGCCCACCAAACAAAUGGUUCCCAUUUUACUUGCCAAAACGCAGUGAAAAGGUUCCAUUUUUACCUACCAAAAUGCAGUAAAAAACACAUAAAUAAUUGUGAAAACAGCACAAAAUGGCCACACAAAAGCCAGGCGAGUGGGCUAGUGCCCUUUUGGCCCGUUUCGAGGAUCAGCUGCCGAACAGAAUCGGAGCCUACGGAACGCAGGCCAGGAUGAGCCAGGACCAACUGGUGGCCUGUCUAAUCCACAUAUCGCGAUAUCGCUUUUCCCUGGUUAUUUCCGGACUUACUAAAAUGCUCCAAAGGGUCAAUGAGGCGGCUCUUCAAAAUCGCCAUGAGCCGGAGCGUUGCUAUUUCGAGUCGCUGGUCAUCAUACUGACCACUCUGGAGCGCUGUUUGACCAACCAGACCAAGGACACGGCUCGUUUCGAGGAGGCCAUGAAUGUGAAGCUCCUGCUGCGCGAAAUCUCCCAAUUUGUGGAUGUCCAGAGCGACAGUAAUCCGAAUGCUGCCCAGCUCAAGGCCUUGGCAUCGAAGGUGCUCUUUGCUCUGUCGCAGAAUCACUUUUCGGCUGUGUUCAAUCGCAUAUCGGCCAGGAUUCAGGAGCUGACAUCCUGCUCUGAGGAGAACCCAGACUACAACGACAUCGAAUUGAUUCAACACAUCGAUAUGGACAUGAUUAAACUAACCAAGCUCUUACAAGAAACCAUUACAAAGUUUCGCUCAAAGCGUGCACCUCCUUUGAUCUUGCUUUACUCACUAGAGAAGGCUAUCUGGAACUGGAUUGAGUACCAUCCACAGGAGUUCCAGGAUUUGCAACGAGGCACCAAUAGAGAUAUAUCCACCUGCUGGGAACCCCUGAUGGACUUUGUGGAGUACUUCAAAACCGAGAACAAGAAAAGCAAGACCCUUGUGUGGCCGCUGCAAAUGCUCCUGCUUAUACUAAAUCCCUCUUGCCUCGAGGCCGUCGUCAACGAACUGCAGCAGUCGGAGAAGGAAAAAGAAAAGGAUAAGGAAAAGGAAAAGGUUGCCUCCAAAUCGGGCCAAUCCACUUCCCGGGACAAGGACUUCUCGGCCAAGCAGUUCAUCGAAAGCAUCAAACGAGGCCUGGGCCAGCACUCUCCCUCCAAACAGGUCACCGAAUCCUCGGCCAUUGCCUGUGUGAAGCUCUGCAAAGCAUCCACCUACAUUAACAACACCGACUCCAACAACGUGGUCUUCAAGCUGGUGCAGUUCUUCAUAAACGAUCUCAAAGCGCUUCUCUUCAAUCCAGCCAAACCCUUCUCCCGCGGCCAGGGGUAUAACUUCGCGGAUAUCGAGUUGAUGAUUGACUGCUGGGUUUCUUGCUUCCGAAUAAAUCCCCACAACAUCGAGGCGCUAAAAGUUUGCCUUAAUCUAUCAUCGCCGCAGGCUUAUCACUUCGUCAUAGUUUGCUCUCUUCUGAGGCUGGCACACAUAUAUGUGGACUUUCGCCUGCAAAACAAGAACCCUUUCCGGAUUGUCAACCAACCCAGAUUGUCCUGGUGGCCACAAACAGAUGUGGUUCAUUACCGCUCCGCAGAGUUGAGGGCCCUGUUUACGGAUACUCUCAACAAAGCCACUCAGGGCUAUAUAGCCCAUACCCCACUGCGCUAUAUAACAUCUCUGACGCUCAAAUCGAAGGACACCCAAAAGGGUUUGACCCGGGCUGAAGAGGGUCCUGCCCACAAAAUGCUAUUGCUGCUGCUUGUGCGACUGAUCCAUGCUGAUCCCACGCUUUUGUUGAAUACCCAGGGAAAAGUGGCCCACGAAGUGCAGAGCUCGACGUUGGAGCUGAUCAACGGCCUGGUUAGUUUGGUGCACCAAACUACUAUGCCGGAUGUUGCGCAGGAGGCUAUGGAGGCGCUGCUCGCUCUGCACGCCCCAGAAAAGAUUGAGGUUUGGAAUCCAGAGGCUCCCAUCAACACCUUCUGGGACGUCAGUUCGCAGGUGUUGUUUUCCAUCUCGCAAAAGCUCAUUCAGCACCAAAUAGCCAACUACACGGAUGUGUUAAAGUGGCUGCGCGAGAUCCUAAUCUGCCGGAAUACGUUUCUCCAGCGGCACAAGGAUUACGCCCAUGUGGGCAGUCAGAUUGCCAUUUGCAAACAAGCUCACAUCAAGAUGGAGGUGGUUUUCUUCAUGUACCUCUGGAGCGUCGAUUUAGAUGCGGUGCUUACUUCGCUGUCCUGUUUCGGAUUGCUAUGUGAAGAGGCAGAGAUCUGCUGUAGUUCCGAUGAGCUGACCGUCGGCUUCAUUAUGCCGAAUUAUCAUAUUUACCAAGAGCUGGCUCAGCUUUCCACAACUGCAACGGACUCUCGCAUUUGCUUCUUUGACAACACCCAUGGCAAUGUUCUGAGCCGCCUUACGCUCCAAAAGCGCAUUAUGACGCUAUUGCGGAAGAUUGAGCAUUGCGUCCACGGUGUGCAACCGGCUUGGGAGGAGACAUUUCGCAAUUGGGAAGUGUCCAGCAAGGUUUUGCAAACAUACCCCAAAAGCAAGGGCGAAGAUGGCCAGGCGGAGGUCUUCCACCGUGGCAUGGGAAAGCGACGAGCGAGUCACCAGAGCUCAGAGCACGACCUGGAGGAGCAGAUCAACGAAUGGGCCAACAUGACCUGGUUUCUUUUGGCUCUGGGCGGUGUCUGUCUUCACAAGCGCAGCAGUAGCCGUCAAAUGCUACUACAGCAAUCGCAGAACAACGCCUCGUUGGGAUCUCUAGCUCAAAACUCUCUGUACUCAAGUUCCACGAGUUCCGGUCACGGAUCGCUGCAUCCAAGUACGGUUUCGCUCUCCACACUCCCACCAGCACCGCCUCAAGAUGUCAGCUACUGUCCAGUAACACAAUUCGUUGGCCAACUAUUGCGACUUCUGGUCUGCAGCAACGAGAAAAUCGGCCUGAAUAUCCAGAAGAAUGUGAAGGAACUAGUGGGCGAGGAAAUGUCCACUCAAUUGUAUCCCAUACUCUUCGACCAGGUUAGGGCCAUCGUGGAGAAGUUUUUCGACCAGCAGGGCCAGGUGAACGUCAAUGUGACCGACAUCAACACACAGUUUAUCGAGCACACCAUUUACAUAAUGAAGUCUAUUCUGGAUCCCAAGGCCAGUAAGGAUCCCAAUAACGAGCAGCCCUCGCCGUCGGAACAUUUGGGAGUUACAAGUAUCGAAGGCAUGAUGUUGGGAAUAGUACGCUAUGUUCGCCACCUGGACAUGACCGUAUACGCCAUCAGAAUAAAGACAAAACUGUGCCAGCUGGUCGAAGUGAUGAUGAAGCGUCGCGAUGAUCUCGCUUUCCGCCAGGAGAUGAAGUUUCGAAACAAGCUGGUGGAAUACCUGACCGACUGGGUGAUGGGCACCUCGCAUCAGAUUGCGCCGCCCAGCUCGGCUGAUGCCGCCAUACUCACAAACACUUCCCUCAUCUUUCGAGACUUGGAUCAAGCCUGCAUGGAGGCAGUGGCGGCCCUACUUCGGGGUCUUCCCCUCCAGCCAGAGGAAUCAGAUCGAGGGGACUUGAUGGACGCAAAGAGUGCGCUUUUUUUAAAGUACUUUACCCUGUUUAUGAACCUUCUGAACGACUGCAUCGACAGCUCUGAGGCGGAAAAGGAGAUGAAUAAUACUCCACUGUUGCCUCCACGUCCUCGAAUGGCAGCUGGAAAGUUGACUGCUCUAAGGAAUGCCACCAUCCUGGCCAUGUCCAAUUUGCUAGGUGCCAACAUCGACUCGGGUUUGAUGCACUCGAUCGAUCUGGGCUAUAAUCCGGAUUUGCAAACUCGUGCCGCUUUUAUGGAGGUGCUCACCCAAAUCCUGCAGCAAGGCACCGAGUUCGAUACCUUGGCUGAAACAGUGCUAGCAGAUCGCUUUGAGCAACUGGUCCAAUUGGUCACAAUGAUCAGCGACAAGGGUGAAUUGCCCAUUGCUAUGGCGUUGGCAAAUGUGGUAACCACUUCCCAGAUGGACGAAUUGGCAAGGGUCCUUGUCACGCUGUUCGAUGCCAAGCACCUGUUGUCCCCCCUCUUAUGGAACAUGUUCUAUCGCGAGGUGGAGGUCUCCGAUUGCAUGCAGACUCUUUUCCGUGGAAAUUCAUUGGGCAGCAAGAUCAUGGCCUUCUGUUUUAAGAUAUAUGGAGCUAGUUAUCUGCAAAUGCUUCUGGAGCCGCUGAUUCGACCGCUGCUCGAUGAGGAAGAGGAGACCUGCUUUGAGGUUGAUCCAGCUCGACUUGAUCCCACCGAGGACAUCGAUCAGCACAGAAACAAUUUGAUCGCCCUAACCCAGAAGGUGUUUGAUGCCAUUAUCAACUCGUCCGAUCGCUUUCCCCCCCAGCUGCGCUCCAUGUGCCAUUGCCUGUACCAAGUGUUAAGCAAACGCUUUCCGAAUCUGCUGCAGAACAACAUUGGUGCAGUGGGCACAGUCAUCUUCUUGCGCUUCAUCAAUCCAGCCAUAGUUUCCCCACAAGAACUAGGAAUCGUUGACAAGCAGGUUCACAGCUCAGCCAAACGGGGUCUGAUGCUUAUGUCAAAGAUCCUGCAGAACAUUGCCAACCACGUUGAGUUCUCCAAGGAGCAGCACAUGCUGUGUUUUAACGAUUUCCUGCGCGAUCACUUCGAAGCCGGUCGACGGUUCUUCAUCCAGAUUGCCUCGGAUUGCGAGACCGUGGAUCAAACCUCGCACAGCAUGAGCUUUAUUUCCGAUGCGAAUGUUCUGGCCCUGCAUCGGUUGCUAUGGACGCACCAGGAGAAGAUCGGCGACUAUUUGUCAAGCAGUCGGGAUCACAAGGCGGUGGGAAGGCGUCCAUUCGACAAAAUGGCUACUCUGCUGGCCUACUUGGGUCCGCCGGAGCACAAACCCGUGGACUCGCACAUGAUGUUCAGCUCUUAUGCGCGCUGGAGUUCCAUUGACAUGUCAUCCACGAACUUCGAGGAGAUCAUGGUCAAGCACCAGAUGCACGAGAAAGAGGAGUUCAAGACGCUGAAGUCAAUGAACAUAUUUUACCAGGCGGGAACCAGCAAAUCUGGCUAUCCAGUAUUUUACUACAUUGCAAGAAGAUACAAGAUUGGAGAAACAAAUGGGGAUCUGCUUAUCUACCAUGUCAUUCUCACGCUAAAGCCCUUCUGCCACUCGCCCUUCGAGGUGGUCAUCGAUUUCACGCACACCUGUUCGGAUAAUCGCUUUCGCACCGAAUUCCUGCAGAAAUGGUUCUACGUUCUGCCCACGGUAGCUUACGAAAAUGUCCAUGCGGUGUAUAUUUACAACUGCAACUCGUGGGUGCGUGAAUACACCAAAUUCCACGAUCGCAUCCUGGCACCGUUAAAGGGAAAUCGCAAGCUUCUCUUCCUGGAGUCGCCGAACAAACUCACGGAUUUUAUAGACGCCGAGCAACAGAAGUUGCCGGGAGCCACUCUUUCGUUGGACGAGGAUCUCAAGGUGUUCAGCAACGCGCUGAAACUCAGCCACAAGGACACCAAGGUGGCCAUCAAAGUGGGUCCCACUGCAUUGCAGAUUACGUCGGCUGAAAAAACCAAGGUUCUGGCUCAUUCGGUGCUCCUAAACGAUGUCUACUAUGCCUCUGAAAUUGAAGAGGUGUGCCUGGUGGACGACAACCAGUUCACCCUGUCCAUAACCAACGAAAGUGGCCAGUUGAGCUUCAUUCACAACGAUUGCGAUAAUAUUGUCCAGGCCAUAAUCCACAUUCGAAAUCGCUGGGAGCUUAGUCAACCGGAUUCAGUAACAGUACAUCAAAAGAUUCGACCAAAGGAUGUGCCGGGAACACUGCUAAACAUGGCGCUGCUCAAUCUGGGAUCAUGUGAUCCAAACUUAAGGACUGCUGCCUACAAUUUGCUGUGUGCUUUGACCGCCACCUUUGACCUGAAGAUUGAGGGACAGCUCCUCGAAACCCAAGGUCUCUGCAUACCCUCCAACAACACCAUAUUUAUUAAGUCUGUGAGCGAAAAGCUGGCCACCAACGAACCACACCUUACUCUGGAGUUCCUCGAGGAGUCGAUUCAGGGCUUUCAGCGCAGCACAAUCGAGCUGAAGCAUUUGUGCUUGGAGUAUAUGACGCCCUGGCUGAAGAACCUAGUCAAGUUUUGCAAGUCCAACGACGAUUCCAAGAAGCUAAAGGUUUCUCAAAUUCUCGACAAGCUCAUUAACUUAACUAUUGACCAGAAGGAAAUGUAUCCCUCAGUGCAGGCGAAGAUAUGGGGAUCGAUUGGUCAAAUUCCCGAGCUCAUCGACAUGGUUCUGGACAAUUUCCUGCAUAAAUCGAUUACAUACGGAUUGGGCUCACCACAAGUGGAGAUAAUGGCGGACACUGCAGUGGCUCUUGCUUCGGCCAACGUCCAGUUGGUGUCCAAGAAGGUAAUAACCCGGAUGUGCCGCGUCAUGGACAAAUCCUGCACGAAUCCCACUCAGUAUCUGGAGCAGCACAUGAUGUGGGACGACAUAGCCAUCCUUGGACGGUACCUGCUCAUGUUGUCCUUCAACAACUGUUUGGACGUGGCCACAUCGGUACCCUACCUCUUCCACACCAUCACGUUUUUGGUCUGCUCGGGAUCGCUGUCCAUGCGAGCCUCCACCCACGGCCUCGUGAUCAACAUCAUUCACUCGCUGUGCACCUGCACGAAUCCCUCCUUUUCGGAGGAGGCGCAGCGUGUACUCCGUCUGUCCCUGGAUGAGUUCUCGCUGCCCAAGUUCUAUCUGCUUUUUGGCAUCAGCAAGGUCAAGUCGGCAGCAGUGACUGCAUUCCGCUCCAGCUGCCGUCAUCCCACGGACAAGUGGCUGGGAAAUGAGAGGGUCACUCAACCGCUGCCCGCGGAUCGGGAGCGCUUGUCGCUACCAUCGCUGGAGGUCAUCACGGAUGCUCUACUCGAAAUCAUGGAGGCUUGCAUGCGCGAUGUUCCCGAUUGCGAUUGGCUAAACACCUGGACUUCGUUGGCCCGGAGCUUUGCCUUUUGCUACAAUCCAGCACUGCAGCCAAGAGCUCUCAUAGUUUACGGCUGCAUCAGCAAAAGUGUAACGGACCACGAAGUGAAGCAGUUGCUGCGCAUCCUGGUCAAGGCCUUGGAAUCCUUUAACGAUCUUAUCCUGAUCGAGGCACUGGUCAUGUGUUUGACCCGCAUUCAGCCGUUGCUGCGCCCGGAGUCGCCCAUUCAUCGGGCCCUCUUUUGGGUGGCCAUUUCGGUGCUGCAGCUGGACGAGAUUACCCUGUACGGUGCUGGCCUGGCCCUGCUCGAGCAGAACCUACACACGCUCAAGUCCCAGGGCUGCUUCGACAAGAAGGAGACCAUAGCCGAGGUCAUGAUGAAGACAAGGGAAAAACUGGAGUGGCACUUUAAGCAGCUGGAUCACGCCGUGGGCCUUUCGUUCCGCAGCAAUUUUCACUUUGCCCUGGUAGGGCAUUUGAUCAAGGGUUUCCGCCAUCCUACGCCCACAACUGUUUCCCGCACCUCUCGAGUGCUGACCAUGCUGCUGGGCAUCAUUGCCAAGCCGCUGCAUCGAGACAAGUUCGAAGUUACCCCGGAUAGUGUGGCCUAUUUGACCGCACUGGUGGCUGUUUCCGAGGAAGUCCGUUCCCGGUGUCAUGUGAAGCACGCCCUGCCCCGCUGGCCCGCUGAUCUUAGUGGCAGUGUGGAGAAUGGGGAAGCAUCCAGUGGAGUGCAAGCCAUUGGCCUGCCCCUCUCGCGUCGACAAAAGAGCUGGGAUAUCCUAGACCAAUCCGCGCUGCAAUUUGCUCGCCAGCACAAAGUUCCCACUCUUCAGAACGCGCGGGUUUUGUUUAAAACUCAACGCUCAUUCUCGGUGCCGACAACCAAAGAUCCGAACAAUGCAACCGGCAUCGAAGAACGUCAGGAACGCGGUUCGCGUUCGUCAGUGUCCAACGAAUCAAAUGUCCUGCUUGACCCGGAGGUCCUGCCUGAUCUGUCCAUUCAAGCCCUGGUCUUAACUGUUUUGGCCACCUUGGUCAAGUAUUCGUCGGAUGAGGGCGAAACGCGUGUUUUGUAUCAGUAUUUGGCGGAGGGCUCUGUGGUAUUUCCCAAGGUGUUUCCAGUUAUCCAUUCGCUGCUGGAUCAAAAGAUAAACAAUAUUUUGUCAGUGUCCCAUGAUCAAGUGGUGCUCAACUCUGUGCAGAACAUCAUACAAAAUAUGCUGGCCAGUGAAGAUCCCUCCCAACAGCAACUUCACUUCCUUCAAAGCUGUGGAUUUGGCGGGCUCUGGCGAUUUGCUGGACCCUUUACUAAAUACAACAUGAUGGGUGAAUCCUCGGAGCUGUUUGUCAACUGUUUGGAGGCCAUGGUUGAGACCUGUUUGCCAGGCGAUGAAUCCGCCCCGGUGCCACCCUCCCCGCGUCCCUACAACCUGAGCUCCAGCCUGAGUAGCCUGACCCUAGGCUCCCCCACAGACAAAGCAUUCUCAUCGGAAUCAUUAGAUUUUUAUGACAAUUGCCCAGGUAGCGUCAGCAGCCUGCGACGCGCCUCACACAGCAAAUCACGCGCCAAACAUCGAAUUAACGACAGUCCAUCACAUUGAACGUUCCACAAGUAAAAUACAUAACUAUUGAAACCUAAUAUUAAACCAAAUUAAGAAUAGCUGAAAACAAAUGCCACAGAAUAACACCAUGAUUGGAAACAAAUAUAUAUUUCGUAGUUAUCUAAGCAAUGUCAUAAUGGAACCAUUGUCCCAAAAUUUUUGUUAUAACAAAAAACAUGCAAAUUGUUAAACAAAAGACGAAAGACGAAAAAACUCACAAAAUAAUGCACUUAACCAUACACACAAAAUGAUGUUCAAAAUUAGAAAAUUAUAUUGAAGAUAUAUCUGGUACCUAAAAGCGUUUACCAAAUAUUUUCAAAAUCAUGUUGGUAAAUUAAAUCCACUUUAUGUAGCGUAGUGUAGUAUUGCCCCAAAUAUUUAUUGUUUCAAAUAUAACAGAAAAAAAGAAACGCGAAAUGUAAUUCCCGAAAGCUUAAUUAUGGCAGAGAACCAAAAUAUAUUUCUGAUAAAUGCAUGCCAAGAACACUUCAAAUUAUUGCAAUAUUAAAAUGUUCACCCAGUAAUAGAUUCAGUUUCCAGUAGCUCCAAAAUAAGCUUGAAAUAAAAAAAAUACAGAAAAUACACCAAUAUUUUAAAUACUCUCAUUAACAACUACAUUUUAUAAAAGCAAAUAUAUAACAGAAGUAAUAUAUAAGUAACUGUAUGAAUUAUCACCGCUUUUUUGCCCAGAUUUUCAUUUCACCCCAAAUAUUCCUUUCCUCGAUAUGUUUAUGCAACUUUUGUCUUACUUUCAGCUGCAUGAAUAACAACUACAAACCCGCGCACUAGACGUACCACACUAAUCGCAAAAGUAAUGCGUUUCCUAAAUCUGUUUAAAAAGUGCUUUUAGAGAACGUGAAAACCCCACAGAAUGUCGUACAAAAUCAUAGAAUAUUUAUAUAUUGGUAUAUGUGUGUAUAGAAUGUCCAGAAGCGAUGUCCACUAAAUGCGAAAAAUGAAAUGAACGCUCGAAACGAUAUAUGUAAAAACAAAUGUAUAUAAAUAUAUGUGUAGAAAUGAGUGGAUAAAGGAGGAUACCCAUAGAAGAAGAUGUCGAACAGAAAUAUUUUUAAACGAUUAGCGAUUGUACAUUUCAACGACUGCAAUCCGCAACUGCAACUAAACACACCAAGUCCACCAGUUCCUGAGAAGAUAACCACGACCAGGCAAAACGGAGUUAACCAAGAAAGCAAGUAAAGGCAAAAUCAAACGAAACGAAUUCAAGAUAACUUAAAGCUUUAAGAAAGCGGCAUGCUCCACAUGUCGUUUACAUUGUUUUGUAUUAUAAAGGAAUCUCCCCCGCAUCAAAUGUAUCAGAUGGCAUUUAUUUUGUUUAUUCUUAUUAAUAUCAUUUUUUUAACGAAGUUCAUCUCUCAUUAGACCAUACUAAUUUAUUUAUCGGCACAUGCUGCAAGAAAAUUGUAAAACACCAAAAACUAAACGAAGAUAAGCUUAAAACGACCCAGUCCGCUUUAAAUAUAAUUUAGUUUUAAGCACAAACCAAGAUUUUAAUCGAAAUAGUGUUAGUAAGCGAACAGAAUCGAACCAAAAUAAAACUUUACGAACGUUACACAAUUGUACCUCUUAUUAAACAAUAAACGCAACAAAUUAGUCCGUUACACUUACUUUCCAGCACAUGGAUUUUAAACUGUAUUUGGCGUUAUUCGAAUAAAACAACAUUUUUUUUUAACUAGUUGAGCAAAAAUGGAACAGAAUUCUAUACUUUAUUAUAAAUCUAAAUGUAUAUGUGUGUGUUGCUAUAUGUGUAUUAAAAAUGUAUCUUUGUAUAUUACAGCCACUUGAAGAUAUUUAUAAAAUGUUAAUGUCCCAAAUUUAUCAAUGUAAAGAAUAUUGAACAAAUUAAAAUAUUUCAAUUCAAAAGUUCAAUGAA